AUGAGGUUAUACAUUCGAUUUAAAAGGAAGGGGCAUUUUGAUAAGGCUUUGCAAAAUCACCCAGAAGUAACAGUAUUUCUUCAUACAGCUUCUCCAUUUCACUUUAAUACUGGUUGUGUUGAGAAGGAUUUGCUACUUCCAGCAAUUCACGGAACUGAAAAUGCGUUAAAGGCUAUUAACUCCAACGGACCUCAAAUUCGUAAAGUUGUUUUAACAUCUUCAUUGGCAGCAAAUUUUGAUGUUCAACAUUAUAAUAAUCCUAAUAGUACAUUCAGCAAAAAAACCUGGAAUCCAUUGACUUAUGAUCAAUGUAAAAAUGAUCCUUUUGUGGGAUAUGUUGGUUCUAAGGCGUUAGCCGAUAGAGAGCGUGGUAGUUCAUAG
Messenger RNA from Debaryomyces tyrocola, 381 nucleotides. NCBI's taxonomy places the organism in Eukaryota, Fungi, Ascomycota, Pichiomycetes, Serinales, Debaryomycetaceae. The record is from the annotation of a GenBank genome assembly.